Molecule: messenger RNA, 2787 nt
Organism: Linum tenue
Lineage: Eukaryota; Viridiplantae; Streptophyta; Magnoliopsida; Malpighiales; Linaceae
Source: the annotation of a GenBank genome assembly
UAGAUACUUAUUGUAAAUUGUAGAUAUGGUUAAAUUCAAGAAGUUUCAUCUUACUAUUCGGUGGAAUGGAAGGGUGACAAACUCUGACAUAGGCAUUGAUUAUGAGGACGGCGAAUCCAUUAUGCUGAAAAUUGAUUCCCGAUUCAAUUUUUAAGAACUCUGUAAUAUUUGUGCAGACAGGGUUUGUACGAGCGGACAGACGAGACUUGGAAAAAUUACUUACCGGUAUCCAGACAUGAGUGCUGGCGGGGUCCUGUUCCAAGAAGUUGUCAUAAACGAUGAUGACGCGGUUACGAUGAUGUUACAGUUCCUAAGCGAUAACCAAGUCCGGCUUGCAGAGGUGUAUGUUGAGACCGAGGCGGUCGGUGAAUCUCAUUCUCACCAGUAUUCUUAUGAUGAUGGUUUUGCAGGAGGGUACGGAUGGGGUGGUAGUUCGAGCAACUACGAAGGCGGUGGUUAUACAGGAGGUUACGGGGAGGGUGGUGGUUCAAUCAACUACGGUGGAGGUAGUAGUGCAGGAUGAGUGCCAUCGGAAGAAUACUCGCAACCUCCUCAACCAGCCCCAUUUGUUGAGGCUGAUGGUGUUCAAUGGCCUGCUUGGGGGCCAGAGUGGUCUGAAAUCGAGAAUACCAUUCGAUCAGGACGUACUUCACAUGAGCGAGAAGACAAUGUUGGUGAUUGUGGUCAUGUUGAUCCUUCUGGCCCGAGCUAUCCAUUCGAGUCGAGCGACGAGGAUACUGAGGAAGAUUUGAGAUCAGUGAGCGAGGAGGAGGAAGAUACUUAUGAUAACGAGGAUGAGGCGACAUUUCGUGAGGCACCCACGCCAUAUUACACACAGGUUCCAACUCAAUUUUUACAUAGUCGGAAUGAUCCCCCGACUUUGUCCCUAUGCCAGUGUACAAUCCGACGGCCAAUUUGGAGUUCUACAACAGCAAGUUGAAGGGUGAAAAAAUAAGGAAUGGCCGAAUGGGUAGUGAAGUUGAAAGCGGUCUGGAAGAUAUAUUGAAGUCUUUGUUGGAGCAGCUUCAGGCGGCAUGCGUGAUUUUUGAGAGAUUUGUUUAUAAGAACAAGAACCAGCACCGCGGAUGCUCCUAUUUCCAGUACCUCCAAAAGGUGAGAAGGGAUUUAAGGCUUGUGGCUUCUUGCUUCCAUGUGAUGUGAUCACUGGCAGGAAACCCAAGCAAAAGAUGUAUCUGCUAGAGAGUGGAAAGACUUGGAAUUCUCAGUUGUUUUACGUAAUCAGUAACCGAACCAUGUCUCGCAGCUUGAAGUGGAGGCAAAGUGUCUCUGGAGUACCAAAUUUUUUGGAGAGACUUCUGGGAGCUGCACGCUUACUGUCACAGAUGGUUGAGCCAAUUUUGAAGGCAGCUACGUAUCCAGUUUGUCUAGUUAUUAGGAUAUAAUUAAAUUAACCGGUCUUGUUUUACUGGUUCACUUCAACCUCUUUGUAGCACCCAACUCUAAUUGCAUUUAUCAUGCUUGUAUCCAUGUCACUGUACUUGUCAUUUCUUUACUCAGGUCUGAUUAUCUGGAUCUAUUGCCAGUUGUUGAUUGAAUGAUAUCUUCUUUUCAAUCGGUAUCCUUGACAACUUAGCAGUGAGGUAUCUAUUUUGCUUGCACGCUCUUUCUUCAUGGAAUUUUCCAUGGCAGUUUUGGCACUGCUUGCACGACUUUGAGUUUUGGUUCGGCAGGUAUUUCGAGAGUACUAUCCAAGGAAAAGGAAUUUAUCACCCUAGAGUGUGUUUGGGAAGGAGAUAAAUUUGUGUUGCUCGAAAGAGUACAGAAAACUGACGUAAAAGAAAAUUAUGAGACCAUAAAAGAUCCCAACAAUUGAAGAACGGCUAUACGGUAUCGAAGCAUUCAGGCAUUUCUUAGAGAGAUUACUGAUAAUGGCGGUGACAUUGAAAAGAUGGAAGUAGAUCAUCCCGACAAAGAAGGCUCUUCUCUAAUGAAGAAAGAUGAGGACUUGUCAGCUGGAUCUCCAACUCAGAAAGAGAUUGAACAUCAGAAGCAAGGUAAUAGCAUCGAGAUGGGAGAUGAUUUACCAGUUGGAGCGAGUCCUGGAAAAGGAAUUAAUCCGAAUGCAACCUCAAGCGCUUUCCCAGAUGCAACAACAUCCAUACCAUAUUCCAGUAGUUCAAGGCAAGUGACAUUUGUUUCAGUGUAAAGGCCUGCUGCACCUCCAGCAGCUGCUGCUGAUGCAUCCAUAGCUGUUAAAAGGCCUUCAACUUCAACUUCAACUUCGAAUGUGACCACCCCAGGGCUUUCAAGGGGUAGUGAAAAGGAAGCAGAUGGCAUGGAGGAUUCGUUUUUCGAUUUGCUUACUGCUGGUGGAAACCUCAAGAGUCUCUUUUGAUCCUAACACCUUGAACUAACUUAUAGUUCAUGUGUAUAGAGAGGUUUGUGAUGUAGGGAAGCAAAAUGUUUCGAUACUGUCAGUUUAGAGCUAGCUAAUGACCCAUCACUGGCGAGGCGAGGAUGUAAAUAUUUCAUCCUCUCCAAACAAACAUAUCAAUGGGAUUGGUUUCCCGCGAUUUUGUAGCCAUUAUUAGAAGAAAUGAAAUUGAGAGAAAAUUCAGCUGUGAAUUCCAAUAAAGGAUGGAGUCAGAAACUGAAGAAAGCACAACAAUUGGCGGCAAGUCAAAAUCAAGAAGCAAUUGGUCGUUGGGUGACCCUGUAAAACGAUCUCAUUUGGCUGUAAAGUAAAUAAGUAAUGCAUAUUUGUAGAAGGAUCGGUUUGGGUUGGUUGGUUUAGGUGGGUGGGGUCAAUGAUGCGAGACUGUAAGU